AUGCUCUUCAGCAAGUCGUUCCUUGCCGCCGCCGCGGCCAUCAGCCCGACCCUGGCACAUUCAUCUUCACAGACAACCACAAAUGCUUCUCCACUACUUGGACUCAACCUUUACUGGGGACAAUAUGGACAGCCUACCGACCGCCUAUCAAGCUACUGUGACGCUCCCGGCGUCACGUCCGUCUCUCUGUCCUUCGUCACAUACUCUCCCAAGAACAGCGCUGGAUACCCCGGCACCAACUUCGCCGGCCACUGCGGCGGCGAGGUCUACUACAAGAACCCCAAGACUGGCGAGGACACCAAGUUGAUCAUGAAUUGUGACUACAUCAAGAAAGACAUCCAGUACUGUCAGGCAAAGGGCGUCAAGAUUCUCCUGGCUAUUGGUGGCUACUGCCCUACCGGCGGCCCCUGCAGCUACGACAUUGACAGCGAGCAGGACGGCCAUGAUUUUGGUGAUUUGUUGCACAAGACUUUUGGUCCUUACGACCAGGGCUGGAACGGCCCCCGUCCUUUUGACAUUAGCGAGACCGAACACAUUGCAGUCGACGGUUUCGACUUUGACCUCGAGUUCAAGUACCCCGAUCAAAAGCCCUGGAUCAAGAUGGUCGAAACGCUUCGCAGCUGCGGUAUCUACCAUAUUUCUGCUGCUCCCCAGUGCCCGACAUCAGACACCUGGUUCCAGCUCAAGGAGCUCAUCUACAACGCCAAGUUUGACUCUCUCUUCAUCCAGUUCUACAACAACCCGGGCUGCGAAGUCACCGACACCCCCAACUACGACGACUGGGAGACGGUAAUUUCUCAGACCUCCAAGAGCCAGGACGCGAAGCUCUACAUUGGCGUCCUCGCCAGCGCUGAUUCCGGCUGGAGCGGGUAUGCCCCUCCGUCCGCGAUCAAGGAGUUAAUCUGCAAGUACCAGAGCAAGCCGCACUUUGGAGGUGUUUCUAUCUGGGAUGCCACACGCGGCGCCAUCAACCAGAUUGAUGGCCAGUCGUUCCAGGAGGCCAUUGCCGACGGUCUGAAGUACGGUUGCAACCCCAUCCCAGCCAAGACUUCCACCAUCAGCGUUUCGACUUCGACCUCGUCCUUGAUCUCUUCCGCCAGCACCUCGGCUGCUGUUGCUUCGACCACUUCGACAAGCUCUAGCUCCAGCUUUAGCUCCGUGUCCUUGAGCUACAGCCAUUCCGCUUCGGCAUCUGUUUCUGCUUCUGCCUCUGCCUCUGCCUCUGCCUCUGUAUCAGCGUCAGCGUCAGAAUCAGCGUCAGAAUCACCGUCGGCAUCACCGUCGGCAUCCGCUUCUAGCUCUGCGUCUGUUUCUAUAUCCGCCUCCGCCUCCUCCUCCGCCUCCGCCUCAGCUUCUUUCACCUUUUUUGGCAACUCUUCGGUUUCCGCAACCGGAUCUGCCUCCAUCUCCUCUGCGUCAGUCUCUGGCUCGCUUACCCAGUCCAGUAUCAUUGCAACCUUGAGCGCCAAUGCCACUGCCAGUGCUAGCGCUUCCGCGACCAAGUCUGCUACUGCCUCCGACACUUGCGACGAGGACGACGAGGACUUCCCCACCAGCACGAUGGAGAACUCCCACACUAUCACUGCCACUGCCACUGCCACUGCCACUGCCACUGGAACUUCGACGGGCAGUGCCAAUGGCUCAGCAGAUGCCACCAAGACUGCCUCUGGCAGCGUCACCGACAAGGCCACCGGUUCUGCUACCGGUUCUGCCACCGAACCGGCCAAGAACUCCUUGACGUUAUCCAUCUCAGAUGUGCCCACCGGCACCAAAUCACCGUCCGAGUCCGCCAAGAACACCCUCAGUGCCCCCGAGGAGCUGACCACUAGCACGGUUUUCACCACCAAGAUCACCACCGUCACUUCCUGCAAGCCUGAUGUGCCUUGCACCAAAGGCCAAGUCGUCACCGAGACCAUUCCGUGGUACACAACUGUCUGCCCCAUUACGGCAGCAUCGUCCGCUGUCGCCGUGCCUACCAUCAGCCCCCCUCCUCAAUGGGUCACCAGCACAGUCUUCACGACAAAGACCUAUACCAUCACAUCGUGCGCCCCCGAUGUUCUGAAUUGUCCCGUCGGCCACGUCACGACUGUGGUCGUCCCUGCCUAUACAACCGUCUGCCCAUACACCGGCAUCACCUCUGGUAGCACUAAGCCUUCAGGUGGCCUUCCCAACCCUCCCAAGCCCUCCGGUGACGUACCUCAGCCCCCUCAAUCUACUGGCGAUGUUGCCAAGCCUACCGGCAGCCAAGGAGGGAACAAGCCCUCUGGCGACAUUCCCCAGCCUCCUAAGCCUACUGGCGAUGCUCCUAAGCCUAUCGGGAGCCAAGGUGGCAGUCAACCUCCCGGAGAUAUUUCUGCUCCCCCGAAGCCUACGGCAUCUUCGGUUGUCCCCGGCGGCGACAAGUGUCCUGGCGGGAAGAACUGCCCCGUCAAAGAGGACGACUCGACAACGUUCAUCUACAAGACCCUGACGAUCCCCGUCACUGUCGGCAGAUAUAAUUCCACCCUCGCGGGUACCGGCUUUAACUACGCGCCUACCUCCACGGGCGGGUUGCCCAGCUACACAACGGCUGCUGCCGUCCCCAGUAAGCCUGUCCAAGCUGGAGCUGCGAAGAUUGUCGCCUUUGGAGUCGGUAGCUUCGCUGCUCUUGCUGCUGCUCUCCUUUUGUGA
Molecule: messenger RNA, 2670 nt
Organism: Colletotrichum orchidophilum
Lineage: Eukaryota; Fungi; Ascomycota; Sordariomycetes; Glomerellales; Glomerellaceae
Product: endochitinase
Exons: 2
Coding region: 1-2670 (889 amino acids)
Biological process (GO): carbohydrate metabolic process
Cellular component (GO): extracellular region
Molecular function (GO): chitinase activity
Source: RefSeq, a predicted model, not a curated record